This is a messenger RNA of Oryzias melastigma (Indian medaka), 1241 nucleotides long. RefSeq names its product protein AMBP. The coding region runs from base 42 to 1115 and encodes 357 amino acids. Gene Ontology annotation, molecular function: serine-type endopeptidase inhibitor activity. NCBI's taxonomy places the organism in Eukaryota, Metazoa, Chordata, Actinopteri, Beloniformes, Adrianichthyidae. The record is from RefSeq and is a predicted model, not a curated record. The transcript is spliced from 10 exons. Gene Ontology annotation, cellular component: cell surface; plasma membrane.
GCAUGCCCUAAGUGCUUUCAGUGUCAGACAGUUCUGCCGGGAUGGAAAUAAAUGCAGGUUUGAUUUUGCUCCUGGCGCUGGGAUGGAGCCAGACCCUCCAGGCGCUUCCGAUACUUCCAGAUCCUCUUUACCCCACACAGGAGAACUUUGUUUUGAUGAAGUUUUUGGGAACAUGGUAUGACGUCGUCUUGGCGACCACAAGUCCUAACCUCCCAAAGUACAGGCAAAAUACAGCCAUAGGAAAAUGGCUUGUGCAGAAAAGUGCAGUUGACACAAAGCUCAAGACGACCCGAACUGCACUCAGAUAUGGGAUGUGUAAGGAGGUCAUUAAAGAUAUGGAGCUGACUGGCACACAAGGACGAUUUUUCUACACUACUAAUCGAUCUGGAUCUAAAGUGGACGCUUAUGUGCUCCACACAAACUACAAUGAGUACGCUGUCAUGAUUCUGAACAAGAUCAGGCCAUCGGGGGAAAAGAUAACCAACCUCAGGCUUUACAGUCGAACAAUGACUGUGAGGCCCUCUGUGCUGGAGGACUUCAAAACACUGGUCAAAGAGCAGGGAAUGGGUGAAGACACCAUCCUCAUCAAAGAAGACAAAGGUCUAUGUGUUCCUGGAGAGCAGGUUGCCGAACCAGAACCAGAACCACAGCCAAAUCCUCAGAGGUGGAGGAGACAGGUGCUGCCCUCUUUGUCUCCAGCAGAUGUUGAAGGCUCCGGGGCUGAAAUGAGUCUGUUCAAUGGAACCGAGGCGUGUGCAUCAGCUCCAGACUCGGGGCCAUGUUUUGGGAUGGUCCAGCGUUACUUCUACAACUCCACCUCGCUGACAUGUGAGCUCUUCAACUUCGGAGGCUGCCUUGGCAACCAGAACAACUUCGUAACAGAAAAAGAGUGUCUGCAGAGAUGUCGACCUGAGGCUGUGUGCCGCCUCCCCAUUGACGUCAAACCCUGCAUGGGGUCUCCACCUGUUUGGGCCUUUAAUUCCACCUCUGGUCUGUGCAUGCCCUCCAAACAAGGCUACUGCCAAGCUAAUGGGAACAAGUUCUACACCAAGGCAGAGUGUGAGGAAUACUGCGGGGUGAUAAAAGCUGAUGAAGAGCUUCUGAUGUCGAAUUGAGUUGGUGCAAAUAAGACAAAAAUACACCACCAAGCCGUGAAAUGCGAAAAUUAUACUGCAAAGAAAGAUGCCAUAACUUCACAUGACAUUCAAAGAAUACAAAUAAAGAAAUUUCAGAUCUUCUUU